Molecule: messenger RNA, 391 nt
Organism: Oppiella nova
Lineage: Eukaryota; Metazoa; Arthropoda; Arachnida; Sarcoptiformes; Oppiidae
Source: the annotation of a GenBank genome assembly
UUCAGUUGACGUAUAAAUAGAUUGCUUUGACUUUCACUCAAAACAAACACUUCUGUCACUCAGACACCACUUCAGACCACAUCCACGACACAAGCAGAUAGUGAUUGUGAUGGGAGUUAUCAGACAUUUCAACUCUGCCCUCAACACCAGUGACUCGGAUCUCAUUGAAGACAUUCUCGAUAAUUUACUCGAUGGCCACGAAAGUGAAGUGGAGAGGGAUGUGACGGGAGUGGAGGGCAACGUCGGCAGUGGUCGGACGGGUCGUCGUUCCCGUGAACCCCGUCUGCGGACAAACCCUUUACGUCCGGAACCGACGUUCAGAGCACUGGGUUUGCGGGGGAAGAGCCAUAAGAAGCGCCGACGAUAUGCCGAUUGUAUGCAUCCUUUCACU